Molecule: messenger RNA, 6462 nt
Organism: Oncorhynchus keta (chum salmon)
Lineage: Eukaryota; Metazoa; Chordata; Actinopteri; Salmoniformes; Salmonidae
Product: fibulin-2-like
Exons: 16
Coding region: 692-4336 (1214 amino acids)
Cellular component (GO): extracellular region
Molecular function (GO): calcium ion binding
Source: RefSeq, a predicted model, not a curated record
UUGCAGGAUAUUUUGAUUAUUGUGUGUGACUUGUAGCCUUUUUAGCCUGUCCUUUGUCAUUUUCAAGGUGAUCGAAUGGGCAAAAUAUGGGCAUAAUAGGUCUUGAGCUGCACAAUCUAUUUUUGUUUGAUUCAGCUGGAGUUAUAAAAUCUACACAAACAUGUCUCAAUAAUUCAAAUGUAAAUUGCGCCAGGGAAAAUGACUGCAUUCAGCAGCAAACACAAGUGCAAUGGCUAAUAUUGGAAUGUGACAGCAAGCAGCCUAUUUCGGUAAAGUAAAAGAGCAACGAGAUGCAAGGAGUAGGGGAUUGGAAUUCGUUCAAGCGUGAAUCAGUAGUGUAAUAAAAUAGAGGCGCGAAAUUAUUCCAGACUUCUAAUUUUCCAAAGUAUUAGGAGAGCAAAGAAAGUUUUUGAUCCGCCCUUUCCUCUCUCCCUUCGCAGAGAGCGCUUGCACAUCCCCCUUCUCUUUAGAACGCGCACAGCUAACUUUGGGCACAACCGCUGGCCAGUAGAUAAUACAGGAUAGUCUACCCGUCGCACAGUGACAGAACUGAGACGCAAGGUUGAAGGAGGCCAUUUGAAAUCGGACCUUCAACAUCAUUCUCACUCUUGUUCGACUGCAGAGGACUGGGUACAAUUGUUAUCAACAAAUUCAAUUUUCAACAUUUGUUCUUGGGGGACUUUUAUGCAAAAUGAACCAAAAUAAUCUGAUGCUCUUUCAAUGUGUGCUCCUGUUGUGCCUGGGCAACUGUCUAAGCCAAAGGGAUUGUACAAGCGUGGAUUGCCCAGUGUUGGACAACUGCAUUGAGGAGGUUUUGGAGAAGGGCGCUUGCUGUGCCACCUGUGUUAAAAUAGGAUGCUCAUGUGAAGGUUACCAGUACUAUGACUGCAUCCAUGCAGGAUUCCGGAAUGGUAAAGUUCCAGAGGGAGAAUCUUACUUUGUGGAUUUCGGAAGCACAGAAUGUUCUUGUCCACAGGGAGGCGGGAGGAUCGGGUGCCAUUUCAUCCCGUGUCCCGAGAUCCCUCCCAACUGCAUCGCUGUCGCGGAACCCACGGAUGGGUGUCCGCAGUGUGAGCGCAUUGGCUGUAUCCAUAUUAACCAGAAAUACGAGGCAGGUCACUCCUUCCAGAUGGACCCUUGUCAGGUGUGUCACUGUCCUAAUGAUGGCGGGAGCCUGAUGUGUUCCCCUAUCCCUGACUGUGACUCUGGUAAUGUUAAGAAGCCCAUGAUAGCAACAACCACACAGAACAACGACCCUCAGAGAGACCUCAGCAAACUGCAUGAUAACAAACAGACAAGCCCGCUAGACCCAUUCACCACCGCUAACACCUUACCUCUUUACAAAGAGGAGCCAUCUGUCCUGGAUGAAGAUGAAGAUUAUGACUACACACUGCCUGACCCCACAUCUACCACUCCACAAGACCUGGUCCAGCCAACAGAAUCUACCACGGUGUCACCGUCCUAUGCUGAGACAAGCUCUUCUCCUUAUGAGAUUUUUAAUGACCUGAGGCAGGAGCUGAGAGAGAGACUAGGAACAUACGAUCAGGAGCGAACAGAGGAGGCGGCCAUUACUGAGGAUCCACAUCACAUAGAUCAGACCACCUCAAGUGAGUCAACAACAUCAACAACUACACAGGAAGUGACCUCAGAGAGCCAAAGGCGUCAACAGGAGGUUGUUGACCGGGACAACAGGCAUCACAGAGACAGUGACAGAAUGAUGAAGAGUGACAGUUCGGAGGACGUCACACCAACUGUCCGUAGUGACAAGGGAGUGAGACACACUGGCCUCCACGAACAAAGAGACAGCCACAGCAGUCACCACCAUUCUAGCAGUCUUUUAUCCCAAAGUCAUGGAAAGCACCUUGAGGAGCACCUUGAGGAGCAGCGUGAGGAGCCCAGAACGCCCCAGAGUAAACCUGACCAGGAGUCUUCAUUCCCCACAGAGAAGUUCAGCCCGACCAGCAGAGCUCCUGUCACGAGGGAGGAGGGAGACCAGCUGGCCAGGAGACAGCCCCACACCCUCUUCAACUACCAGGGCCCAAACGAACAGCCUGGAAACACUGAGGUUUCUUCCAAGGAGUUGGUGGAGACCUGCUGUGAGACAGGGGAGAAGUGGGCCUCAGCCCAUGGCCACUGCAGCAACAUGGAGCUCCCCAGAGAGGACAGACACUCCAUCUGUCGGACGGCUCAGAGACAGUGCUGUCUGGGAUCUCUGAAGGAGAGUCGCUGUUUCUCUGGUAUGAAUGCAGCCAGAGAGGGAGUUGUGUGUGAGGUGGACAACAAUGACCAGUGUGGAGUCGACUCCUUCAAGGAGUGUUGUAGCUGCUGCUCUCUGGGGCUGAGGUUCCGUAGGGAGGGCCACCGCUGUGAGGCCCACCAGUACCUGGGCUACCCCUGCAGCCAUGUCUUCCUCACCUGCUGUGAGGGAGAGGAGGAGGUGGCGAGAGAGGAGGGGGAGGGAGAUGGCUUGCACACCCUCAGAGAGAGGCCUGUGCUUGACCCGACCGCAGUGCCAAAGAGAGUGUCAGACAGUCCGUUCCCUAAAGAGGCCUUCUCCAUCGGGGAGGAGGAGGAGCAGGAGAGGGAGAACACGGUGGAGGGCCCUCCUGAGAUGGAGGAUGUAGAUGAGUGCCAGGUUUACCAGGGAACACUAUGCCACCACAGGUGUAUCAACACCCCUGGCUCCUUCAGGUGUGCCUGCUACCCUGGCUAUGUACUGCAGAAGGACGCGGUCAGCUGUGUGCCAGAGACGGUGGAUGAAGAGAACAAGUUGAGAGAGGAUGACAGGCCAGAGGUUGAGGCUACCUCCACCACUCCAACCUCUGUUAACCCCUGUGAGGGAAAUGGCCUCUGUAUGCAACAGUGCUCCUCAGUGGCUGGUAGACCUGGCUGCUCAUGUUUCCCUGGAUUCUCUCUGAUGGCUGACGGACAAUCCUGUGAAGAUAUCAAUGAGUGUUUGAUGUCCACUCAUACCUGUCAGAUGAAUGAGAGAUGUGUGAACACGGCUGGUAGUUUUGUGUGUCAGAUCACCUGUUCUCUGGGAUACCAGAUCAACAACGACGUCUGUGAAGAUGUUGAUGAGUGUUUUCAGGGGACUCAUAACUGUGGGCCAGGCUUUGAGUGUGUGAACAGUGAGGGCUCCUUCAGGUGUAAUUCCAAACCUCGCUGCUCCAUGGGCUUCACACAGGACACACAUGGAAACUGCAUUGACAUAGAUGAAUGUGGUGUCGUGGGCCAGCCCUGCACUCCAGGCUUUAACUGUAUCAACACUGUGGGAUCCUACAGCUGCCAGAGGAAGAUCAUAAUGUGUAGCCGGGGUUACCAUGCCAGCCCAGACGGAGCCAGAUGCAUAGAUGUGGAUGAGUGUCAGAGCGCUCUUCACCGCUGUGGGGAGGGACAGAUCUGCCACAACCUGCCCGGCUCCUACCGCUGUGACUGCCAGACGGGCUACCAGUACGACAUGUUCAGGAAGACUUGUGUGGAUGUGAAUGAGUGUUGGCGCUACCCUGGCCGCCUUUGUGCCCAGACCUGUGAGAACACCCCGGGAUCCUAUCAGUGUUCCUGCACCGCUGGGUUCAGCUUAUCCAGGGAUGGCAAGAACUGUGAAGAUGUGAAUGAGUGUCUAACCAACCCCUGCAGUCAGGAGUGUGCCAACAUCUAUGGCUCCUACCAGUGUUACUGCAGACAGGGCUCCUACCUAAGGGAGGAUGGACACACCUGUGAAGACAUUGAUGAGUGUGCCCAGAGCAUUGGCCACCUGUGUUCCUUUAAGUGUGUCAACGUCCCAGGGAGCUACCAGUGUGCCUGUCCCGAGUACGGUUACACCAUGUCUCCCAAUGGACGCUCCUGCAGAGACAUAGACGAGUGUACCAUCGGGGCCCAUAACUGUUCCUUGGCUGAGACCUGCUACAACAUCCAGGGAGGCUUUCGCUGUCUGUCCUUCAAUUGUCCACAGAACUACCGCAAAUCCUCUGACAUGCGCUGUGAACGACAGAGCUGCCCCAACUUGCUGGACUGUCAGAACUCUCCUCUCAGGAUCACCUACUACCACUUGAGCUUCCAGACCAACAUCGUCAUCCCUGCCCAGAUCUUCCGCAUCGGCCCUUCCCCCGCCUACUCCGGGGACAACGUCAUCAUCAGCAUCACCCAGGGCAACUUGGAGAACUACUUUAGCACGCGGAAGCUGAAUGCCUACACUGGCGCGGUGUACAUGCACAGGCAGGUGCGUGAGCCACGGGACUUCCUGAUUGACGUGGAGAUGAAGCUGUGGAGACAGGGCACCUUCACUACGUUUCUGGCCCGGAUCUAUGUCUUCAUCACGACCAACUCACUCUAACAGACUGGCCCCCAGCCUCACCCUACUUCCACCCUUGUCCCACCCCCUCAAUGGACAGCCCAUCCCCUUCUAUCCCCCUAGCCCUACCCCUCAAUGGACAGCCCAUCCCCUUCUAUACCCCUAGCCCUACCCCUCAAUGGACAGCCCAUCCCCUUCUAUCCCCCUAGCCCUACCCCUCAAUGGACAGCCCAUCCCCUUCUAUCCCCCUAGCCCUACCCCUCAAUGGACAGCCCAUCCCCUUCUAUAUAGAUCUAACACUAGUUUUUCCAGUGUAGAGAAAGGCUCUCUAACCCCAGUUAACCCAAUUCAGCUUAUCAACCAGCUAAUUAUUAGAAUGAGGUGUGCUUCGGGUUGGAAGGAAAACAUACAGGAUGGUAGCUCUCCCACUAAGACAGGUUGUGUCAGGGCCUCAAUCCAAAUUCUCUCUUUUCUAUCUCCCUUAAGCUGCUGUUCCUUUCUAUCCUCUUGAAGAAUGUUGUACCACUAUGCUAAUUUAAUAUCACAGUAUAUUAUGACAUGUAUUUGUACUUACUGUAUGUAUUAUUCAGACACAUUAGAUAUGACUGGAUGUAUCAUAUUUUGUUCCGCUAUUUUCAUAAGCUGCAAAUAAUUUUUAGUAAAAAUGAAAACUACACAAACUGUUUGAUGUUCCGUGUCUACAAUAUGACCUAUAACAGUAGCUAUACCCGAUGAACAGAUUCAAAUGAAAUACAUGGCAUGUUGUUUUUUACACAUAAAGUCCAACUUAAGAAAAGUAUUCAAUUCAAUUGACUUAAAUUUAGUGCUACUCCUGUCUAUGUUCGCACAGUACAAGUGUACCCAGAAGUGGUUCCAAUGUUAGCACCAUGUCAGAACAUGUUAUACUGUUAAUAUACAUGCUUAUUUACAUACCUUUUCACACCUCCCUAGUGAGAUCACCACCGUGAGAGAGGUCUUUAUUUACACUAGCUUACCGACAAUAUCAAAUAUAAAGAACACACAUGUUUUAUGAUGACUAAUCAAAAGCAGGGAUAUUAUCAUAGUGUGAAAUGCCUGUAAUAAAAGCCUAGUAUCUUAUGUAUAAUAAUAUAAUGAAUCACCGUAUGAAGCAGAUGAUUUUAAAGUAGCUGUCCAGUGUUUCCAGAUUUCUAUGAAUAAUUCAUUACAAUAUGAGUGAAUGUUUUUUUUUACCCCAACUCUGAUAUUGUAGCACUUGUUGAAAGAGUAACAUCUCCAUCUACAGGAUAUAGUGUGCUCAACACUCAUGAUUUAGUUCUACGCCAUUUCUGCAAGGCUGGAAUUCAAUCCAACUCACAAUGGCAAUGUAAAAGAUGUGUCAUAAAGGCUUGAGUUUUGAGCCAAAACAGGUUGUUUAUUUUUUUCACAAUCAAAUUCAACGUGUUACACAUUUGUUGUGGUUAAGAUCUUGUUCAAUCUCUUUAAGUGUAUGUUGAAAAACUUCUGCCCAUGUACACUACCUGGUGAAGAGGCAGGUUUUCACAGAACCCAAAUGCAUUCUGUGGUUUUAUAUGACCAUGGCACAAACAACUGCUGUGUAAAUACCACGAUGUAGGUUUGAUUUGAUUUUUAAGGUCAGAAAGAGUGUAGAAUUCACAUCAAUUCUACAGAAUGUGGGACUAAUAAUUUUAGAAUCUCUGAAUAUAAACCUUUUGAAAUGGAGUCGAUAAAAGAAGAUAAGAUUCCCUACCUCUUUUUUAUUUGCUUCAUUUUGAGUUAAGGUCAUCUGCUCCUCUAGCUAUGGGCUCUGAGGACCUUACCAUUGUAAACACGGAAAGGGUGUGAGUGGCUCCUGGACAACUGUAUUCAUGUAUAUUGCACAUCCAAACAGAAACGUUUGCCAGUUAUCUGCUCACUAGAAUGAGUUAUAUUUCCAAAGGUCAUUUCAACAAAAGAAUCUAAAUUACAUUUUGUUUUCCACUCUCCCUUGUCUAAUUUUAGUCUAGAGCUCUUUGCUUGGCUCUGAGAGCAAAUGUGAUAGCAAUUAUAGCACACAUGCUUCAAAGCUAACCCAUGUCUUCUACAGAUACUGAGCUGUACAGUAUGUACACUGAACUAAAAUAUAAACACAGCAUGUAAAUGUUGGUCCCAGGUAUCAUGAGCUGAAAUAAAAGAUCCCAGACAUUUUC